Cloeon dipterum is the source of this 528-nucleotide messenger RNA. It is a transcript of the gene ATPsynF, whose product is annotated as ATP synthase, subunit F. Lineage: Eukaryota; Metazoa; Arthropoda; Insecta; Ephemeroptera; Baetidae. Gene Ontology annotation, biological process: proton motive force-driven mitochondrial ATP synthesis. Bases 82 to 408 code for a protein of 108 amino acids. The transcript is spliced from 4 exons. Gene Ontology annotation, molecular function: proton-transporting ATP synthase activity, rotational mechanism. The record is from RefSeq and is a predicted model, not a curated record.
ACCAGCCCAUUUAAAAUCCCCUGUUUGCGGUUAAAAAUAUUUGGUGGCAGCACAAUCGAAUAUCCUGUCUCCGGUAGCAAGAUGGCGUUCGGUGACUACCCGGCCGAAUAUAAUCCAAAGGUUCACGGGCCCUACGACCCUGCCCGUUAUUAUGGCAAAAUCGACACCCCUUUCACUCAAGUGAAGGUCGGUGAGAUUGGAGGUUGGCUAGCCCGCAGGAAUAAGUCUCCAAAUGCCAUCGCUGGAGCUUUCAGCCGAGCUUUCUGGCGCUGGCAACAUAAGUACGUGCAGCCAAAGAGGACCGGAAUUGCUCCUUUCUUCCAGGUCACCUUCGCUGGAAUGCUUUUCUUCUACGUGAUGAACUACGGAAAACUGAAGCACCACCGCAACUACAAGUACCACUGGUGAACUACCUGCAUUGAAUAUGUCGCCGGAUUCCUUCAUCUGAAGAAAAUCCACAAGUAGAUUUCCAUUAUGUACAGAAGCUCGAAUUGAGGUGAAAAAUAAAGAUUUGUUAUUAGAGGAAAA